Messenger RNA from Suillus paluster, 1485 nucleotides. RefSeq lists its product as uncharacterized. The coding region runs from base 73 to 1320 and encodes 415 amino acids. NCBI's taxonomy places the organism in Eukaryota, Fungi, Basidiomycota, Agaricomycetes, Boletales, Suillaceae. The record is from RefSeq and is a predicted model, not a curated record. The transcript has 12 exons.
GGCCCACCAAAGUUGAACUAACACCACAUUUUACUCAGUCCAAGCCCUGACAACAAAGUUUUCUAUCAACCUAUGGCUGCGACGGUUGACUCCAUGCAAUGUUUUCCUGGUUUAUGCGGGGUGCUUUCAGGGUCUGCUACUGGCCUCGAGAUAGAUGAAAUUGAAGAGGAUGUUGCAGCGGAACAAGAAACUAUAAUUGAGCCCGGCGCUGGUCUGAAAACGGCGAAUACUGGGUCAAUUGAUACUCCUGAUUUUGUUAAAUUGCAGAUGACGCUCAUGGAGGCUUCCAAGGGUGUCACAGAUGGCACGGAUGCUGAAUACAAAAGGUUAAUGAAUUCAUGUGUCUCAUUUGCUAUCAGGAUCCGCCUUCUGGGGCCGGAUGAGGAAUUCUUCAGCAAGAGACCACGGGCUGAUGCUCCUUUGGUAAUUGUAGCCUGGAUUAUGAACGCCUGCGACUCCAUUAAUCUUGACGGCACCACAAAGCUGUGUUCCCAGGAACGGGGGACAUAUGGACAUGCUCAGAAAAUGCGAGCCUCAAUGACCUAUGGCUUCGGUAAGCUGAAGGGUCUCGGAAACAUGCCAUGGCAUGAAUCCGAUGUUGGUGCCACCAUGGUUGGCAACCCCUCAAUCUCGGUUGAAGUUUCAUCUUUCAUGUGUUCGCUGCGGAGACGCAAGGUUCAAGCUGGUGAAGUUGCAAACAGUGCUCGUGCUAUAACAUCGGAGAUAUUACUCAAAUUGUACCACCACAACCGCCUUCCUGAGAACUGGACUGUCCAGCCGUAUCAACCUGGCGAGCGAAAACCUGCAGGAGGCUCUCGUACUUCUGACAGCCUGGACAACUGGGGUGGUGGGCGGGUCCGAAGGCUUCUGCAUGCUGCAUAUACAGUCCUCAAGAUACAGGUUGUGUUGUACCUCCCCUUUCGCAAGACCCACCAAAAUGGAGAUAUUAAACCCUUUCAUCUCUGGACCCUCUCAUCUAAUGAAGCCCAUCUCUGUCCUACGAGAGCACUUGCCGCUUGGUUUGAUGAGUCCCAGAUAACGACGGGGCUAUCAGUGGCAAAUAACCCUAUGUCUUCAGAACAGUUCUUAGAGCUGUUUCGAAACAACCUUCUCGACAUAAAUAUGACCCUGCUCCUUAUGGCACUCACUCGAUUUGUGAGUGGGGCGGGUGGAGCACUGAAUUCACCAAACAUGACAAUAGUCAAGUAUCUUAUCUCCUCGAAUGAUGACCCUGCAGAGCCAAGGGACCAUUUUUUCAACCCCAACCAGCGCCCAGCUGUCAAGUGUCCGCAGUGUGGCCGAUGCUGCUUAUGUGCUUGAUUGCCAGUAGGGCAAAGGGUAUGAACCUUGACAUCACAAUAGUAGCCUCGCUUCCUGUUGUACCCGAGACCAAACCAAUAGUAGUAGUUCAUAAUACAGACGAGGUUUGCUGGGCUUCCUGCCGCGAUGAAAAGGUACUAGUGCUGUCGCAUUGUCUCGAACUGA